CAGGUAUCACUCUUGUCUAAUUCUUUGAUCAGAGUCGACCGUCUGAUUAGACUUCCUGAAUUAAAUAGGAGACAAGAAAACAUGAGUAAGUUGUGCUGGUGGUGGUUGCUCUUCUUGUUGGUAGCUGCCGGCGAUGACGUCAGAGCGGAAGUCAGUCCGGAAGAACUACCGGAAGUGAAAACCACUUCCGACGAUUUGGCCAAAUCGGAAGCAAAGUGCGGAAGCGUCAUUCCGUCGACCACCAAUCGGAAUAUUCCGUCCGUCACCUACAGCACCAAUUGCGACUUUUGUGACCACGCCCUCUACACUGUGACGUGCAUCCCGAACGCUUUCGCUUGCGCCGCCCUGUGCGCCGGCGACCGGCUCUGCAGCCAUUUCACGUACAUUGGCAAUUUAAACCGCGGGACUUGCCGGCUGAAAAGCGCCUUCGGCUCCGGAGGUUCCUGGGCCUCAUCCGUCAAGGCCCCGUCACCUUACAUAUGCGGAUACAUUCCUAGUCGAGCCUUGGUCGAUGUAUUCCUCAACAUUUGCGUGGGGACGGACAUAACCGGAGUCGUCCGUCGCUGAAACACUUUGAAUUCAUCAAUUCUUAUUAUUUUUUGUUUAAUUAUUUCAAAUUUCUAAAUGGGCAGGAAAUAAAAAAUAUUAAGUCAA
Messenger RNA from Daphnia pulicaria, 654 nucleotides. RefSeq lists its product as uncharacterized. The transcript has 2 exons. Bases 82 to 567 code for a protein of 161 amino acids. NCBI's taxonomy places the organism in Eukaryota, Metazoa, Arthropoda, Branchiopoda, Diplostraca, Daphniidae. The record is from RefSeq and is a predicted model, not a curated record.